AUGACAAAAGGCGUCUCUUUCAGCCCAGACAAAGACAUCCCUGACCUCUCAGGAAAAGUGAUACUAGUCACAGGAGGCAAUACCGGGCUAGGCUUUGAAGUCAUCUAUCAGUUAUCAAAGCACAAGCCCAAGCACAUCUACCUCGCAGCCAGGUCAGAAGAAAAAGCAAACGAAGCUAUCAAAACACUCCGCGAGAAGCAUCCCAAUGCAGGACCCAUUACCUUCUUUCAACUUGACCUAGGCUCUUUUGCGAGCAUCAAGGCAGCUGCAGCUUCAUUCAGAUCCAUGUCUGACAGAUUGGACAUCUUGAUCAACAACGCUGGGAUCAUGGCAUUCGGGACAAAUCAUCUCGGUCCCGCGCUCUUCACAACCCUUCUCCUUCCAACCCUCAAAGCAACCGCCACCAUAUCUACCGACGCAAGAGUUAUCUUCCUCAGCUCUGAACUUGAAAACAUGGCACCUAAGAACUCCUAUCUCUUGGAUGAACUGAAAACUACUUUGUCCAAGUUCUCAACAUGGACUCGUUACGGCCAGUCGAAGCUUGCAGCUGUGCAUUACGCCCAGGCACUAGCAAAUCACAACCCGGACCUCAAAGUUGAAGGGACUCUGAAUCAUCUGUGGACGGCAACUAGUCCUGAUGUGAAGUCAGGUGUUUUUUCCUUUCCUGUCGGUGUACAGGGGAAGGGUUCGUCGUUGAGCAAGAACAGUAAGCUUCGUGAUCAGCUUUGGGAGUGGACGCAGAAAGAGCUCGAACCGCAUGUUACGGCGGGAUAUUAA
This is a messenger RNA of Fusarium subglutinans, 777 nucleotides long. RefSeq names its product alcohol dehydrogenase Bli-4. The record is from RefSeq and is a predicted model, not a curated record. NCBI's taxonomy places the organism in Eukaryota, Fungi, Ascomycota, Sordariomycetes, Hypocreales, Nectriaceae. The coding region runs from base 1 to 777 and encodes 258 amino acids. The transcript is spliced from 3 exons.